AUGAUCGCUGCUUUCUGGGACGAUGCAGAUUUAACUAGAGGAAUUGGAGCCAUAUAUUACCAGGACUAUGAUUUCUCAGUCAAAAGAGAUUCUCACAGUCAGAAACUUCAGAAUGACAUCAAGAAGCAAGUAAAUGCUUACUACGACCUUGACAUUGAAAGCUUCACACCUAAAUGGGCCCUCAAGAUUACUUGGGAAAAUGUAUCCCCUUACAUUGGAUAUAGAAACAGAGAUCCUCUGAACACAAACACUUAUCAGGCAGUUCUGACCACAGAUGGGGUCUAUUCCUUUUGUCUAAUUCAAUUUAAAGAUGGUGGAAUGAACUGGAAUUAUAAUUCAAGAUCUUACUAUAGAAACUAUGCCUUAAUGGGAUACUAUAGUGGGUCCAGAUUUUCAAAAACUGGUUCAAACUUUCCAGCCUUUAACGACCCUCACACCAGGUUUUACGUAUCACCUGCAGAAAUAUAUCGGCCAGAUCAAUACAUCGGCUUCCAAACAGGAAGAAAAGGACGAUGGGCUUACCGACUGGAGAAAAAUACCCAGUUGACAAGAAACCCAAGACAAAAGUGCUUGGACUGGUAUAGAGAAGAGCCCUCUCCAUACUGGAAUACCAAUCCCUGUCCCUGCUCUUUCUGGCAGGCUAUAUUUGACUUUCGCUUUAUCUGGGGAAACACUUUCAACAGUUAUUACAGAUCUGAAGUUAAAGAACCUCAAGUGAAUGAAAUUGAUCCGUACAAUGACUGCUGCAGAGACUCGGGCAGCUAUUCUUACUGUUCACUGUACCGCGAGAAGAGGCCCCGGAACUUCUGCUUUGGCUACAUUCCUCCUCGUAUAGGCUUCUUCUUUGGAGACCCUCAUGUGGUGUCCCUGGACAAUGUAAAGUACACGUUCAAUGGUCUGGGCGAGUUUAUCCUGUUAAAUGUGAAAGAUGAAAGCAAUACAGUGAUAUUUGCUCUCCAAGGACGAACCAUUCAAGCCGGGGAAAAUAUGACGUCUGAGGCAACCAACUUUGUAGCACUGGCAGCGCAAGGACCAAGUGGAACAAAGGUUCAGUGGAAUCUUGUUGGUGAUGAGAUUAACGUGUUGUUAGAUGGAAUGGCUGUAAAUGUUACAGAAAAUUCAACUUACAUCAAUCAAGUUACCUUGCAGACGACCAGUAACAACGAGACAGUGGCGACUUUUGAAGGUGGAACAUCUGUGACAGUUUCAGGAACAAAGGGGGCUCUGACUUUUACCACCUUCUUAGAUAAUGAUUUAAAAAACAAGACUGAAGGACUCUUAGGUGUCUGGAACGAUGAUGCAACAGAUGACUUCAAAGCUGCGAAUGGAACAUAUCUCAACUUUGAUGGAAAAAAAUUGCCCAGUGACAAUGAUAUAUUCUUUGAUUUUGGCUUGACAUGGAAAACGACUGAGAACAACACCCUGUUCACAUACAACAGUUAUCCUGGGGAGACCUGGUACACCUACAACAACAAUAGCUUUGUACCCAAGUUCUACGAUGAACUGUUGAAUACGACAGAUAAAGAGAAAAUUAACAAAGCGAACGAAACCUGCAAAGGAAAUGAUGAUUGCAUUUUUGACAUUUUAAGUACAGACGACUUUUCUUUUGGAGCAGCAACCUUGCAAAGUAUCACAUCUUUUGGAUCACAGAAUAGUACAAUGAAUAAUUUCCCACCCAACAUCACUGGAAAUUCAGUCUUUGAAACCCGUCUUGAUGAGCCGGUAUUCUUUAUUUUUUCCGCAACUGAUCUCAAUGACGAUAAGGUGAUAUUUUCAGUGCUGACUGAUUCUGCAGAUAUCAGUAUGACAGAAAAUGGAAACUUCACUUGGCAUCCAACAAGUGCCACUCCAGUGUUUGUGAUUGUACAAGCUAAUGAUUCAAAAGCUGUUGCUGAGUUAGGAUUGACACUGAUAUUGUGCAACUGCAGCAUCAACUCAACCUGUGAUUAUUCUGGAUCAAUUCUGACUAUUGACAGAAAUAACAGUGCCUUUCAGAUCUCGAUGUGUAACUGCAGUGAAGCUUACACUGGCGAUUACUGCACAGAGGAUUUUGAUGGUUGUGAAGACAAUCAGUGUUUCCUGAACGACACUUGCAAAGAUCAACCGGCACCACAAGAGGGCUAUACCUGUGAUCCAUGUCCAGAUUAUUUACAAGGAGAUGGUUUAAAGUGUUAUGAUCUUGAUGAAUGUCUGGAGAACAUCUCCUCUUGUCAGCAGAUCUGCACCAAUGUGUUUGGAGGAUACAACUGCAGCUGUAAUGAGGGUUAUGAGAUCGACCAGAGCAACAGCUCUCUGUGUGCUGACAUUGAUGAAUGCAACAACGCUUCCACAUGUCCCCAGAACGCAGACUGUACCAACACAAUGGGAAACUACUCAUGUUCUUGCAAGACUGGAUACAACGGCGAGCCAUAUCGAUUCUGCAUUGAUAUUAAUGAAUGUCUUAAUAUCAAUAAAUGUUCAGCCAUCAGUAAGUCAACUUGUAGCAAUACUGAUGGAUCUUUUCAUUGUACCUGUCUGCAGGGAUAUGAAGGAGCCCAAUGUGCAGAUAUUGAUGAAUGUACGUCAAAUCGGAGCAACUGUGUCUUCAAUUCGGAUUGCCUGAAUACUGUCGGCUCGUACACAUGUAUGUGUAACACUGGAUACGAGGGUCCCAACUGCAUUGAUAUUGACGAAUGUGCCAAGAUUCAGGACAACUGUCACAAAAUGGCGACCUGUAAUAACACAGCGGGCUCAUUUAAAUGUUCAUGCAUGUCUGGAUUCCAGGGAAAUGGAACGUUCUGUGAAGAUAUUGAUGAGUGUGCAGACACCUCUGAAACAUGUUCUUCCAAUGAGGUGUGUGAAAACAGCUUUGGAAAUUAUGCCUGCAAAUGUCUUCCUGGAUAUGAAAGGGUGAACGGUUCUUGCCAAGAUAUUGAUGAAUGUCAGAAUACAAAUAAAUGCUCUGAGACGGGGCAAUUAUGUGUUAAUAUUGAAGCCUCUUACAAAUGUGGAUGCAAGACUGGAUUUGUGAGUAACAGUGGAAUAUGCAAAGAUAUUGAUGAAUGUUCACUGUCAGAAACAAAUAACUGUUCCAAAAGUCGAGGUCUCUGUGCUAACCUAGAAGGUUCAUAUGCUUGCCAAUGCUUAGCUGGAUAUUCUGGAGAUGGGAUUGUAUGCAACGCACUUCACCCGCAACCGCAGCCGUCAACUCUUCACCCACAACAGCAACAACCAUCAGCACUUCAGGAGCAGCCACCAUCCAAACCACUGCAGGCACCACCGAAACCACUGCAGGGACGAUCAAAACCACUGCAGGCACCAGCAAAACCACUGCAGGCACCAGCGAAACCACUGCAGGCACCAGCAAACCCAUUGCAGGCACCACUGAAACCACUGCAGGCACCAGCAAAACCACUGCAGGCACCAGCAAAACCACUGCAGGCACCAGCAAAACCACUGCAGGCACCAGCAAAACCACUGCAGGCACCAGCAAAGCCACUGCAGGCACCAGCAAAACCCACUGCAGGCACCAGCAAACCCAUUGCAGGCACCACCGAAACCAUUGCAGGCACCACCGAAACCAUUGCAGGCACCACCAAAACCACUGCAGGCACCACCGAAACCACUGCAGGCACCAGCAAAACCACUGCAGGCACCAUCGAAGCCACUGCAGGCACCAGCGAAACCACUGCAGGCACCAGCAAAACCACUGCAGGCACCACUGAAACCACUGCAGGCACCAGCAAAACCACUGCAGGCACCAGCAAAACCACUGCAGGCACCAUCGAAGCCACUGCAGGCACCAGCAAAACCACUGCAGGCACCAGCAAACCCAUUGCAGGCACCAGCAAACCCAUUGCAGGCACCACCGAAACCAUUGCAGGCACCACCAAAACCACUGCAGGCACCAUCGAAACCACUGCAGGCACCAUCGAAACCACUGCAGGCACCACCGAAACCACUGCAGGCACCAGCAAAACCACUGCAGGCACCAUCGAAGCCACUGCAGGCACCAGCAAAACCACUGCAGGCACCAGCAAACCCAUUGCAGGCACCAGCAAACCCAUUGCAGGCACCACCGAAACCAUUGCAGGCACCACCGAAACCAUUGCAGGCACCACCAAAACCACUGCAGGCACCAUCGAAACCACUGCAGACACCACCGAAACCACUGCAGGCACCACCGAAACCACUGCAGGCACCAGCAAAACCACUGCAGGCACCAGCAAAACCACUGCAGGCACCAGCAAAACCACUGCAGGCACCAGCAAAACCACUGCAGGCACCAGUAAAACCACUGCAGGCACCACCAAAAGCACUGCAGGCACCACCAAAACCACAUCAGCGACAACUACCCUGCCAAGUACCUCUGGUGGUGGAUGUCUCAAACUUUUGGAUUAUGGAGUGGAGUUUGGAGAUCAAACAUUGACUACAGCAGCAUCUGAUGUCACAUCUCCCAUUUUCAAGCCAGAAAUCGGCUUUCCUAUGGGAAACAGCCUCCAGUUUCUUCUUUACUUUACAGACAAUGGACUGAUAGUUUUCCCAUCAGCAGAGUCUGAGGUCUACAGAUACACCAAUCCAUUUUCAGGUGGCUUUACUGCAUCUUCGACAAUCCCCAUGAUAGCCGCAUUCUGGGCAGACGCAGACCUUUCAGCUGGUGCAACAGUUUUCUAUCAGGAAUACCAUACCUAUAGAUCUGAAUCUCCCAGUUUGAUACAGAGAGUAGAGGGAAUAAUAAAAAAGUAUUUUGAAAUUCAAUAUAAGGCAAAAUGGACCCUAAAGAUAACCUGGGAUAAAAUACCUGCAUUCCCUGCCUCUCAGUUACAAUCUAAGACAAACACCUUCCAAGCAGUUUUAAGUACAGAUGGCAGUCAGUCCUUUGUUCUCAUAUUUUACAAGUGUGAUGGAAUGAACUGGGAUGUAUCAACCCUCGUUUCUACAAAUGUUCUCAUAGGUUUCAACAGUGGAGACGGAUACUUUGAGAAUGACAAACAAACAGAACUUACUGUGACUGAAAGAUAUCGUCCAGACAAGUAUAUAGGAACAAAUACAGAUUUGAAAGGCCUCUGGGCAUAUAAACUAAUUGAGGGCAGUCCACAGAAGAAUUACAGAGCAGAAUGUUUGAACUGGUUUCUAUCAGAGCCAGAUCCAGCUAACUGGAAUCAGGCUUUAUUUUCCUGUCCAUGUACAUUUAACCAAGGACAGGCAGAAAAUCGAUUCCGGAAAUUCAAGUCAGAUGCAUCAACCAAGCUUCUCCGUCCUACUGGUCCAAAUGCAUUUAAUGCUAGUCUGAGGUGCAUUUACAACAGGAAGAAUGCACUCAUUGAAGGGUGGCAGGAGAGAUACUGGGUUUCCUUCAGACAAAUAACCUCCUUAACCAAUAACCAGAAAUUCGACCUAGAUCCAUACAACUGGUGCUGCAUAAAAGUUGACGACCCAUUGUUCUGUUCCUAUUAUGAGAUGAAAAGACCAAAAGAUAUGUGUCAAGGAUACAGAGCACCAACUGCAGUCUUGGCACUUGGAGAUCCUCACUUCACUACCAUAGAUGGACUGAACUACACAUUUAACGGCCUUGGUGACUACGUAUUGGUCAAUGUGCAAGAUUCCAGCACCAAAACCAUUUUUAAGCUGCAUGGUCGCACUGGACAAACUGGUAGCGCUAAAGCCACAAACUUCAUGGCAUUUGCAGCUCAGCAUUUGUCUACAAAAAAUACCACACUCCAGAUAAUUUUAAAAGACAAUGAGUCCAUCAAUGCCAUAUUGAACGAUCAGAAUGUAACAUUUGUGCUUCUUGCUGAAGAUACCAGUAAAGAGAUUUAUGAGGACGGUGCUUUUUCUCUGGAAAAGAGUGCAAGCGGAUCAACAAUCACAGCUACUUUUGAUGGAGGAAUUUCAUUAACAGCAACAGCAAAAUUUGCCAUGUUAACCAUCGCAGUAUUCUUACCUGAAGAUUACUUGAACAAAACAGAAGGACUAUUUGGUCUAUGGAACAGAGAUCCUAAUGAUGACUUAAAAAUGCCAAACGGUACCAUUAUACCCAUCAACAGCACGGAAUCUGCUAUUUUUGAUUACGGGAGAACAUGGACCGUGCCCACUGACAGAUCCCUUUUUACAGCCACUGGAUUAAGCACGUCUCAUAAUGACUCAUUUCGACCAGUCUUUAUGGAGGACAUCAGAAAGUUUGCGAACUUUGGAGCAAUUGCCAUCGUGUGCAAAAAUAACACACAGUGUAUUUUUGACUCAUUAACCACAGGGAAUGAAGAAAUUGGGUUGGCCACAGCAUCACAAAUCUCAGCAUUUGCCAUACAGAAUAGUACACUACGCUCUUUCCCACCAUUUAUUGAAGGAAACCAGGUUAUUCGGGGGGUGUUGCUGCAGAAAAUAACUUCCUACUUCACAGCAACAGAAGGAACAUUUACAGCUAUAAUCUCCCAAGAUUUGAAUCUAACAGCGAACGGAACUUUAACUUGGAUUCCAAGAAGCACAGAUGGAUUUUUCUUAGAAAUUGAAGCAACUGGAUCCAAUAAUGCAUCUUCAGUUGUUCAUCCCAGACUCGUGCUUUGUAACUGCAAUAAUAACGGGGAGUGCAACUUCAAUGAAACUUUGCGAAUCAAUGGAUCCUCUGUUUACAAAGCUAGCUGUAGAUGUCAAACUGGAUUCAGUGGCAGUGAGUGUCAGACUGAAACAAAUGAGUGUCAGAUUAUCAACUGCUUCCCUGGGGCAAACUGCAAUGACUCCUCUGGAUGUGGUCCCUGUCCAGCGGGAUUGAGUGGGAACGGUGAACAGUGCACAGAUAUAGAUGAAUGCAAUGACAUGAAUCCAUGCUCCCAGAACGCAACGUGCACCAACCUUAUAAGAAGCUACAAUUGUUCCUGUCAUGCAGGAUUUUCAGGAAAUGGUACAACGUGUGCUGCAAUACUCUGUGAUUCUUCUCCAUGUCCGGCCUCCUACUGCGACAAUGGAGUAACCUGUAUUCCUGAGCCUACCAAUGCCUGCUCACCUUCCUGUGAAUGUCCACCUCAGUACCAAGGAGAUCGUUGCAGCCUUCCAACCUCGCAGUUCAUGGCAGAACCUCUGUCGACGAUUCCACAGAGACGUGUGAAUAUAACAUUAAGACUGAUCAACUUCAAUUCAAGCAUUCUAAGUAACCAAAGUAGCGCAGACUUGAUGAACAAACUCACCAGAGAAAAGGUCCUUAAAAUUAUGUCCAACAUACCAAGGUUUGAUAGCAACAUGGAGCCCGUAUUCUGGGCAUUGAGUGGGAGAAUAGCUACUGCUGUGGCAUCAUCAUUUAAUUAUAACGGAAACAAGACAAUCAUCGAUUUCCUGAAUGAUGAAUUAAUCAACGAGAUUAUAAAAGCCUUUAAUAAACAACGGUCACGGCGCUCAUUGCAGGAUGAGACUGUUGAUUUUGAAACUGUAAACAGAGAUGAUAUUCAGGAUGUAAAAAAGGUAUUGCAGUAUGAAUUGUUGAGUCACUUCAGCUGCAACAACACUGUAUUUGCUGGCUAUGUGGUUCAGUGGGAUGAACAAGACGGAGUGGUUUGUAGAUCUCCCUGCGACAUGGACCAUUGUCUGAAUGAAGCAAAGUGCCAACAUCUGCCCACAGGGCCACAGUGCAUUUGUAUUCCACGAACCAUAUAUUCCACUUUUGGUGAUCGCUGCGAGCACUUAUCCAUGAAUCUCAGAGCAUUUUUUGGUAUUCUCUUUGGAGCUCUUGCCUUCCUGCUCCUGCUAUUAUUAGCAAUAUUUCUUAUCGUAUGGAAAUGCAAAACAUCUAAACGGCAGCAACUCAUCAAUGACACAAGCAGUACUGGGAGCGCAGGGAAUACAACAUUCUCUUGGCAAAAGAACGCAUGGCACCUGACUUCCAAAAUGGAAUCAACUUCUAUUUUGCCUUCUGCAAACCCUAAGAAUUUGUCUUCAGUGAGUUGGAAGCCACAUCUCAGCAGUGUCAACCUAGCAAAGAUAUCCAUUCAAAGGCCAUCACUCAACAAGAAUGAUGCUGACUCAGGACAAUAAAUCCAUAACACAACAGGAUUUAAUGUUUCUCCUGGAUUGAAAUAUGCUGAAACGGAACAGACUUAAGAGUUAAUAGAAGUAAAAAUUGCAGACAUCAAAGCUCAUUGUAAUUGUCUUCAAUUGCUUAGCCUAUAAUUUAAUCACAUUAUAUUCAAAUCAAUUCAUAAUACUUGUUAGAAAGAAUGAGAAUUAACAAAUUCCUUAAAGGUGUCCUGCGAAUUAAAAAACAGGCAUCUGCUCUUGCAAUUACAGCCAAUUUACUAUGAAGCACACUUGUCAUCAAUAUGUUAUCAGAUUAUAUAAUUGUAACAAUUCAUGAAUAUACAUUAACAAAAAUGUUUACAAUAACCAUGAAAUAAGAUUUAAAGAAAUCUACUUAAUAUCAAUUUUCUGAUGUUUACAUUAGCUGUAUGGAUAUGUAGUUACGUUCUUGUAUCGGUGUCUGAAUUUUAAGCUUGCAACAAAUGCAGUUGGCGGUUUUGGUUGGGUAAGAAGAACAGGACUUUGUUUUGAUGAAAGUUAUAGAGGAGGUAAUUAUAUUGUGUUUCAAAGCAGUUUAUUUUUUAAAAAUUCUAUACUUUAACAGAAGCAUUUAAAUAAAGGAAUCAAUAAAUUA
This is a messenger RNA of Callorhinchus milii (elephant shark), 8617 nucleotides long. Its product is annotated as mucin-4. Gene Ontology annotation, molecular function: calcium ion binding. Lineage: Eukaryota; Metazoa; Chordata; Chondrichthyes; Chimaeriformes; Callorhinchidae. The record is from RefSeq and is a predicted model, not a curated record. The coding region runs from base 1 to 8001 and encodes 2666 amino acids. Gene Ontology annotation, biological process: cell-matrix adhesion. The transcript is spliced from 49 exons.